This is a messenger RNA of Trichoplusia ni (cabbage looper), 2627 nucleotides long. RefSeq names its product thioredoxin, mitochondrial. Gene Ontology annotation, cellular component: mitochondrion. The record is from RefSeq and is a predicted model, not a curated record. Gene Ontology annotation, biological process: cell redox homeostasis. The coding region runs from base 455 to 895 and encodes 146 amino acids. NCBI's taxonomy places the organism in Eukaryota, Metazoa, Arthropoda, Insecta, Lepidoptera, Noctuidae. The transcript has 4 exons.
AUACAUAUGUGGCGUCUCUGGCAUAUGUUAUUUCAUUUUAAUACUGCAUGAUCACUAAACAAUAAUUUAUUGCCUAUCAACUGUCCGCUUUGUUUAUUCGAAGAGAAAUGAGUAGUUUCGGUGUGGGGGUGUAUUUUUUGACGGUGUUAUGGUUCGUGACGUUGAUGCUGUGCUGGGUAUCAGUGCGUACAGGACAUAGUAUUGGGAAAAUAUCUUUGAUUGUAACUUUCGUUCUGACAGUGGUUUUGGUAUGUUUGCCAAAAGGCGAGUCGUAUAAUUUGGACAGUGCCAAUUUUUACGACAAGUUGUACAUUCCUCGGUACGUUAUCCUUGGAGUCUUGUCAGUCAGUUGGGCGGUUGGGGCCGGGUUUUGUUUUGUUCACGUUUGUCUCGCGCCUGUCGAGACACACAAACUUAGGAGUUUCGGUUCUGUAAAUUAGUUUGCUUUGUCAAAAUGUCGAAUGCAAUAAUACUCUGCCAGAGUUUACGAUCACCGAUCAGAAGGUUGGCUAACCUGAAGCGGGCGAGACCAAUAACAACGUCAGUUGUGCACAAUGAGACUAUAUUAGUUAAAAAUAACGAUGAAUUUGUACAUAAGGUGAUGAACAACGACAAGCCGGUGAUAGUGAACUUCCACGCGGACUGGUGCGAGCCCUGCAAGAUCCUGACGCCGAAGCUGAAGGAGCUGAUCGAGCCGCACGAGAACCUCGACCUGGCUGUGGUGGAUGUGGAGGAUAAUGCUGAUCUCGUGCAUACGUUUGAGGUCAAAGCAGUCCCGGCAGUGAUAGCAAUAAAAAAUGGUAUAAUAAUAGACAAAUUUAUCGGACUAGUCGACGCAGACAUGAUCACAGGACUCAUAGACAGAAUGGCGGGCAAAAAGAAGGAGAGCACGUAAAUACCGUAGAUAAUAGAGUUAUUUAGAGAUGUCAGUGUGUGAUAGAUCUUGGAAUAGUUAAAAGGAGGCGCAAUGCGUAUUCGUAAGUUUUUUUUUGGGUUCGGUUGGCAGCUCUUGCCGUGUUUGAGGUUUUAUGUUGGGUAGCUAUAAAAGUGAGAGGCUAAGGAAAUGUUUUAACUAUAAGCUAUCUGCAGCUAAUGUAAGGAAAAUAUAUUGAAAAGUGAAAUAUUCUAACAAAGGAAUGGCAAAAUUCAGUUUUCUUUUAUUGAAUAUUUUUGCUCAAUUUUAUUGAUGAAAAGGAUUUUAAGAGCGAAAAGCUAAUGUAUAACAUAUGAAAAUGUUUGUGUAAUGAUUUCUCUUGCCUCGGAGGUGAAAAAGGUUGUCAAAAAUAUCAAAUCACAACCAGAAAAUAAUGUUUUUCAUUUACAAGAAAAAAUUUACAUCACAUGGUUUAAUAAUUUGUAAGUACUUUUAUCAAUAGUAUUAUCAUUUAGGGACAACUAAUUUAUAUUUUAUUUAAGUAUUGAUUUAUUCAGAUAAUCACGAGCUGACAUCUCAACUGUAUAUAAUCUAAUAAAUUCUUAGUUAAAACAAUUUAUACGUAAUUUUGCAUACUAUAUGUUGUUUUUAGAAGCAAUAAAAUAUAUAUUUUGUUUGGUGUUCUUUAGUUAUUAUAAUGUUUGUAUUCGUGAGCUGAACUAUAUUUAAAACCACCUUAAGGAAGAAGGUGUUUUCAUGCGACUGCGUGUUUUUUGGAACCUUCUGUCCUACUCUUAAAAGGCACAAAGAAAAGAGUUAAAUUAAAAAAAAAUGCAAUUCUCAAAAAAUGUAGAUAAAUCUUUUUGGGAAAAUUUUAAAUGUUGGUGAAAUGGCAGGAUUUUAUAAAAAAAGUAAUAAUUUUAAAAUGUUAAUUUCUUUUAAGAGUUUAUUUAUUUAAUAAAGUGUUGUGCAAAAGUCUUAUGCUAGCUAUUACUGUACACUAGACCGCGUGCAGUAGAAUGUGUGCUAAGAGAACGUCAUGAAUUGAUUUUGUUUGAUAAUAUUUAGGAGUUCACGAAUAUAUAGAAAAACGAAGAGCUUUCCUUGAUGUAUUUGUUGAAGUGAGACGGGGCACUAUGUGAAGUGAAACGGCUUUUCGCUUUCAAGUUCGACAUGUCGUGGUAGGCCCCAAGGGCUUAUUUUAAAAUUGGCAGCACUGUCUUCAUAAUCAAACUGUAGAUUGUAAUGUACAUGUUUUUUUCUUAUUGUAUAGUCCAGACGUGACCUGCUUAUGAUAUUAUACAAGGCCCUUAAGAUUAAGUCCACCUAUACACCUUUGGACCCUUUAUGAAUUGAUAAAACAUCAAGAAAAUAUUAAAAAUAUAUUAAGGUGCAAUUUUCACCCUUUUUCUAGGUGAUAGAGAAUAUAUUGAUAUAUUUUUAACUUAUGAACUAUCUUAAGGUUACAUGUUGUUGUUCCUAUGUUAGUUAUAUUUAUUAUCUGUAUUUGAGGUUGGUCCACAAUAUUGUACUUAAAAACAUAUUUUUUUUGGAGAUACGGUUUAUCUUGCCAUCAUAUACAAUAAUGUGUAUCAACCUUAUAAAUAAAAUAGUUCAAUGCAUAAACUAUGAUUGUAUUGUUUUAAGUUUUAACUACUUUUAACAUUGAUUUGCUUAUUUAAUUGUUUAUAAUAGGCCUAGUCUUUUCUGUCUGAUUUUGUUGUAAGUAUAAAAAUAUAUUUUUUCUAUGAAA